Messenger RNA from Moneuplotes crassus, 625 nucleotides. The record is from the annotation of a GenBank genome assembly. NCBI's taxonomy places the organism in Eukaryota, Ciliophora, Spirotrichea, Euplotida, Euplotidae.
AUGUCUGAAGAGGAGAAGAAACAAGUUCCUAAGGAAGGAGAGAUUCCACUCACAUCAGAAGGGAACAACGCCAGGAAGAUCCCCAAAUGUGAAUUCAUCGAAGAUGUAGAGACUUUUAUAGAGAAAUAUAAAGCUAAAGAGACUCUGGAAGCUAUGAAUGAGCUUUAUAGAAAAUAUCAGUUCAUGGAAUCUCAGCUAAUAGCCGGAAAGAAGAACUUGAAAAUCAAACUUCCUGAGAUUAAGAAGACUAUUGACAUGGUGAAGCUUCUGAAGGAAAAGCAUGAGGAUGAAGUAGAGAGAUUCAAUACAAACUUUUUGAUCAGUGAUAAUAUCUGGGCAAGGGCAGAGAUCAACAACUCAAGCGGGAAAGUUGGCCUUUGGCUUGGCGCCAAUGUCAUGGUUGAGCAGUCGUAUGAUGAAGCUCUAGCACUCUUAGAAAAGAAUAAUUUCAACGCCUCAAAGAAAUUAGAGUCAACUAAUGAAGAUUUGGACUAUAUCAAAGACCAGAUUACAACAAUGGAAGUAAACAUGGCUAGAGUUUAUAACCAGAACGUGGUCAAUACUAAAAAGAAAGGAGGUGAACAAGCAACUGCAUAAAGUAAACUAAUUGCUAGAAGAUAUUCUG